Molecule: messenger RNA, 2438 nt
Organism: Acanthopagrus latus (yellowfin seabream)
Lineage: Eukaryota; Metazoa; Chordata; Actinopteri; Spariformes; Sparidae
Product: transcription factor Sox-1a-like
Exons: 1
Coding region: 409-1497 (362 amino acids)
Biological process (GO): cell differentiation; regulation of DNA-templated transcription; anatomical structure morphogenesis
Molecular function (GO): DNA-binding transcription factor activity, RNA polymerase II-specific; RNA polymerase II cis-regulatory region sequence-specific DNA binding
Source: RefSeq, a predicted model, not a curated record
UGCAAAUCACGUCUCGGCUCGAGCCUCUCCAUUGGCCGCCUCUCGCUCAUUUAGCCGGUGUCAGAGCGCGCGGCCCAGGCACGCUCCGGUAACUUUUUUUCCCCCCAUCACAGCUGCGAACCAAAGUAAGCUCGAACAAGCGGUUUCUAUUCUUCUCCGCGCUCGUGGAUGACACGGGGGGAGAGGAAAAAAAAAAAAAAAGGCACGGAGGGGAAGUGUGGAGCAAGUUUACCUCUGACUGGAUUUCAUCCUGAGAACCACGGCACCUUGUCAUCUGUCUUUCUCUCUCUCCUUCUGUUCCAUUCACCCUCUAUCUCUCUCCUCCUCGGAGGUUCAGCUGCGCGCGGGGCCAGCCUGGAUGUUUCCGUGUGUUUGACUGAGCAGUGUUGUCCUACCAAGGCGAGGUGAAUGUACAGCAUCAUGAUGGAGACGGACUUACAUUCCCCCGUGGUCCCCCAGACCAACCCAUCCAACCCGGGGGGACACGCGGGAGGAGGAGGAGGAGGAGGAGGAGGAGGUGGAGGGGGAGGCGGGGGCCCCGGCGGCAAAGUCCCCCAGGACAGAAUCAAGAGACCCAUGAACGCCUUCAUGGUCUGGUCCCGGGGCCAGCGGAGGAAAAUGGCACAGGAGAACCCCAAGAUGCACAACUCCGAGAUCAGCAAGCGGCUGGGCGCGGAGUGGAAGGUGAUGACCGAGGCGGAGAAGAGACCGUUCAUCGACGAGGCGAAGCGGCUCCGGGCCAUGCACAUGAAGGAACACCCGGACUACAAGUACCGGCCGCGGAGGAAGACCAAGACGCUGCUGAAGAAGGACAAAUACUCUCUGGCCGGUGGGCUCCUCGGCUCCACGGGUGUAGGGAUGGGGGGCGGCCAGCGACUUGAGAGUCCCGGAGGGGGCCACGCGGGGGCAAAUGCGGGCUACGCCACGCACGUGAACGGCUGGGCGAACGGCACAUACUCGGGCCAGGUGGCGGCCGCGGCGGCGGCGGCGCACGCGAUGAUGCAGGAGGCGCAGCUGGCGUACACGCAACACCCGGGCACCGGAACUCACCCGCACCACCCUCACCCGCAUCACCACCCGCACCACCACCCGCACAACCCGCAGCCCGUGCACAGGUACGACAUGAGUGCCUUAUCGUACAGCCCCAUCUCGAACUCUCAGAGCUACAUGAGCGCCUCUCCACCGGGCUACGGCGGGAUCACGGGCUACACACACCAGCACCAAAGCUCCGGCGUGUCCCCGGUGUCCGGGGCGAUCGGGGGGACUUUGGGGUCCCUCGUGAAAUCUGAGCCCAGCGUGAGCCCCCCGGUUUCCAGCGCGCGCGCACCGCCGUGCCCCACGGGGGACCUGCGGGACAUGAUCAGCAUGUAUCUGCCGACCGGAGAGGCGGCGGGGGACUCCAGCGUUCACAGAGGACUGCACGUGCUCCACCCGCAGCACUACCAGAGCAGCGGCUCCACUCCGGUAAACGGAACGGUCCCUCUGACUCAUAUUUAAAUCUCUAAAUGUACCAUAGACUCUACAAACCACAACCAAAUAUUUAAAACAAAACAACAAAAAAAAGUUAGAUGUGGGCGCAAGGCUGCUGAAUUGUAAAUUAUAGGCGGUUAUAGCCAUAAAAAAAAUGCAAUCACUUUGAACAAACUUUUGUUGUUGUUUUUUUAAUUUUAUUUUUAUUAUUGUUAUUUUCAUUUUUUUUUUUCCCUUUCAGUGAUGGAUUUUCUGUCUGUCCGAGCUAAAGGAUAAAGGCGCAUCCGAUGUACUUACUUUCGCUCUCUGGGGAACAGAGCAUGCCAAGUUUUGACACGAUUUGAAUUAGUCUAUAAUUCGCAAAAAAAGAAAAAAAAAGAAAAAAAAAAAAGGGCUGGUGCCUUUUUUUUCUGAGGUUAUACAUAUUUUUUUCUCUCCCCUCUCUCUCCUCACUCCUACUGCGGAAAUAAAAUGCACCAGCUGUGUGUUUGAGGGAUCCCUGAAAAAAAAAAAACCUGUUUAGAGAGGGAGGCGUAUAAUAAACCGGAGGGCGGUGUGGAUGAUGUGUUUUAAAAAGAUGAGGGUUUUUUUUUCUUUCUCUCUCUCUGGGAUGCAACUGAAAAUUGAUUUCCAGUUUUUUAAUGCUUGUAAACAUGUGAGUCAGUCGGUGUAAUUUUGAAUUUGUUUUUUCUUUUCCUUUUUUUUUUUUUUUUUUUUUUGUUGAUGUAAAAUCUUGCAAAAUUGCGAAUAAAUAGUCCUACUGGAGAAAAUGCAAUUGUACAUAAUUUACAAAAGAAAAGAGAAAAGAAAAGAAAAAAAAAAACGAGCCCCAUUUUUUUCGGGUUGGAGACGCUCAAUUUAAUUAUUAUUUUUUCCCCAGUAUUAUCUAAAAUCUUGAAAAAUGUUUGUUCGUGGGGUGUUUAUUUCAUGCAGUCACCACUCGUUUUAAAUCGCACCUCCGUUAUCUG